Messenger RNA from Schistocerca nitens (vagrant locust), 2041 nucleotides. RefSeq lists its product as uncharacterized. The transcript is spliced from 2 exons. Lineage: Eukaryota; Metazoa; Arthropoda; Insecta; Orthoptera; Acrididae. The coding region runs from base 149 to 580 and encodes 143 amino acids. The record is from RefSeq and is a predicted model, not a curated record.
GUUACGCUCAGAACUGUGAGUUGCCAAUGAAUCGCUGGCAUUCGGGUCUGAGAGGAUCGUAUGUACAGGAGCGAAGAUAUGGAGCUUGUAGCGAGGUGAUUGGUUUCAAUUUGUGACAGCAGCUGAGGGGAAUUUUCUGUGGACCGCAAUGGCCUUGACCAACGCUGUCGGUAAAAUGAACAUGAUGUCAGGUGAUUCACCAUCUCUUAGACCAGCAGCAAGUUUUGAGCUGCAGGAAACUAUAAUUAAUGCUUCUAUAGCAAAAGUGAGAAAUGUCUCUGACAAAGGAGUGCAGUUUGAACCAUCAGAUCUGUCUGAUGAAACAGACUUCAUGCCCAAAGCUCCAAGCGUGAAAGCUGAUCAAGGCACAAGUAAACAAAAAUUAUGCAACAGUAGUCAUAAUAACAAUGAAGAUGAUAUUAUAGUGGAGGACAGAAUUCCUGAACUUGAAACAAAACUUAGCACCGAAAAGGGGACAGAUGUUACAGAAGCAGUGUCUGAGAAACAGGAAGAAGAGCCAAACUGUGUGGUUAAUUGUUUAUAUUUUGUUGACCAGUGCUGUGAAUGUGUGCUCCUGUGACACAUAUGAAAAUGUGAUUGUGAAGCUUAAGUUGUGAUUGUGUGACUGAAACUUACACCUGUACUUUGUGUAAUUUAUUGCCUUAGCAAUUUGCUAGGUCCAUAAAAUAACUGCAGUUUUUGCAGUUUAAUGUAACAUUUUAAAUACUGAGAUAAUAUUUUUGUAAAAUGUUUGUUUUAUAUAUUUUAAUAGCUCUUUUGGGCAGAAAUCUGUUGUUGUGUCUAUUUUUACUUCUGUUGGUUAGUCUCUCCUGAUGUUGGAGGGUCCAACAAGAAUACUCAGCUUCUAUAAAUAGAAUCAGGUAAGUUCUUAUUUAAGCUCAAACAUCUUCAUGUGGUUCAGAGUUGCCUGAAAAUUUGGAAGUUUGUAAUUAGAUGUAUUCAUUUGUUUUGUACGAGCUUGCAAAACUGUUGUAAUCGCAGAAUUAUUCUAUAGUGGAUCAAUUUUCCGGUUCAAUCUGAUUUGAAAGAAACACAAGAUCUUGAUUUACCAUCAUUUUAUUUCAUUUUAAAUGGAUUCAAAUCUCCUAAAUAUGGAAGAAAAAUUGUUUUAUCCUGUUAUGCCUGUCAUCAACCCCCUUAGUAAAGAGGUAACAUAGUUGAUAAGAAGAUAUGUGCAUGGUGCCAAUGAUUCAUUUACUUCGUUAAUAGAGAAUAAAAGCUUAAUAGUUGAGGUAAUGAGGUAAUAACAAGGUGCUUUAUCAUAGAAAGUGUCUUUCUUAGCCAUAGUAAUAGGAGGCCUCUUUUGGGGGAAAGAGGUGAUUAUUUUUUCAAUAUUCUUCCAUGAAAACCAUCUAUUCGGUGCUUACGUUCUCGUUCUCGGUCUUAUUUUGCUAUCUCCAGUCUGGCACAAGAAAAUAGUUUUUCAGAACUAGUUUUAAGCAGAAUUGCAUUUGUUCUGCUUUAGAGAUGAUAAAAUUCAAAUGAGGGAAAAACCAAUGUAUUUUUUCACCGGUAUUCUUGAUUUUUUACAUAAGAAUAGAGCUUCGACUUACUUCCAUUCCUAAUUAUGGUUUGUUAUGUCUUGGUGCUGCGUCUAGAGCAGUAAAUGUUAAUGGAUGAAUUAAUUCAUCUAGCAUGAAAUAGUAAGUUCCUAACUUAUUAUAAUGUUUGUAUUUCACUCGGUAUUUGUUUACUGUUGGAAACAGCUGUGUACAGGACAGGGGUAGUCACUGUGAAUGAAUGGCAUUGCAUAAGUGGAUAUAAAUAAAAUUAAAAUUUCGUUCUGAGGACGUCUCCCUCUAAUGAUUUGGGGAAACAGUGUUGAUUGGAAAAAUGUUUUCAUGAUGGUCCUGACACAUUACUUUUUUAAAUACAUGUUUUGUAAUUGACAAUAUUGUAUUAAUUACAUAUUUUAAUCAAUAAAUCUGUUUGUAAAUUAGUUUACUUUGAGUUGCAUGGUUGGAAUGAUUUGUGGACCUUUAACUUCUGUAUGUGGUCUGCUGUCAGAAACAAAUAAAUC